This is a messenger RNA of Pyricularia grisea, 1065 nucleotides long. RefSeq lists its product as uncharacterized. Bases 1 to 1065 code for a protein of 354 amino acids. The record is from RefSeq and is a predicted model, not a curated record. Gene Ontology annotation, biological process: iron ion transport; copper ion import; intracellular iron ion homeostasis. NCBI's taxonomy places the organism in Eukaryota, Fungi, Ascomycota, Sordariomycetes, Magnaporthales, Pyriculariaceae. Gene Ontology annotation, cellular component: plasma membrane. The transcript is spliced from 5 exons. Gene Ontology annotation, molecular function: ferric-chelate reductase activity.
AUGGUUCACCGAUUGGCACUAUUCGACCUUUUUCCUACUGUACCGUUGGGUCGCCCGCCUAUAUGCCGCCCACGCCAUUAUCCACUCUAUCACGUUCCUGGCCGCCUAUAUCAGUUUAGGAACAUAUUAUACCGAUAUAUACAAGCUUUACUGGAUCUGGGGUAUUGUAGCGACCUUUGCCUGGUUAUUCUUUUGUUCUAUGGCGUCUUGUGGCUUCGUCGCGCCUCGUACGAAAUAUUUUUAAUCCUUCACAUCCUUCUCGCCGUUUUCACCAUUAUCGGUUGCUGGUACCACGGCUUUACAGGUAUCUACAAAUUGUGGAUAUAUUUGGUAUACGCCGUAUGGUUCUUUGACCGGCUAGUACGUAUGUUACGCGUCGCUAAGAAUGGCGUCUAUCGCGCCACCGUAACCGAAAUAUUGGCCGAUACGGUCCGGGUUAACGUUGCGGGUGUACGAUGGACGUUUACGCCAGGACGCCACGCCCGCUGCGGGCUUAGGAAAACCACCCCUUUUCUAUCAUCCCAACGGCGCUUUUGCGGCCCCGUUCUGACGUUUAAAAGGCCAGUCCCGCCGGCUCCAUUAAAAAAAAAGACGCGUCGAGUUCUAACGACGUCGAAGGAGGUAAAGACGGCCGGCGGUAUUUCCCUCUUUAUCCGAAAAUAUAACGGCAUUACACGACUGUUACGCCGACAAACAAUCCUCCCCGUACUUCUCGACGGACCCUACCGCGGGACGCCCACCUACGCCGUAUUUCGAUACGACCGCGUUCUGUUGAUCGGCGGCGGUAUCGGCGUAACCGGCUUACUGGGCUGGGCCGAGCGCGCGGAAAGCAACGGGGACGCCUAUAUUCCAAAAAAUCGUUGCAAUUCUGGAUUGUGUAACGGACAAGGUGGUACGGCUGGGUGGGAGAUUAGACCCCGAAGCGUUAUUGGAAAAGUAGGUGAGGGCCGGAUGGGGGAGGGUUGGAAUUGUAAUUUACGGGCCCGCUGGCUUGUGCGAUACCGUACGUACGUGCGGCAAUGGUGCGUUUGGGCCGGAGGCAUAAAGAAACCGUAUUUAAAUUAG